Blastomyces dermatitidis ER-3 is the source of this 1314-nucleotide messenger RNA. Its product is annotated as aminomethyl transferase. The transcript has a single exon. Gene Ontology annotation, cellular component: mitochondrial matrix. The coding region runs from base 1 to 1314 and encodes 437 amino acids. The record is from RefSeq and is a predicted model, not a curated record. NCBI's taxonomy places the organism in Eukaryota, Fungi, Ascomycota, Eurotiomycetes, Onygenales, Ajellomycetaceae. Gene Ontology annotation, molecular function: protein binding.
AUGCCCCCUCGAGUGUCUUUCGGCUCGAUAUGUAGCCGUUGUUCAAUCUCUAGACGUCAAUUUUCCACGUUCCGACCUCGAAAUCAGCAGUCUGCCCCGUCCUUCCGGUCCCUCCCUUCACUCCCGCCGCUCUCCGGCUAUGCUCGACUUCCAACGCGAGCUCUCAUCACUCUAACUGGGAAAGACAGCACGAGCUUCCUCCAGGGACUGGUAACACAAAAUCUCCUCACCCCGCAGAAUACACCGGUGCCGCAAAGUGGAUUUUAUGCGGCUUUCCUGAAUGCGCCAGGACGAGUGCUUCAUGAUGUCUUCAUUUACCCCGUCCCGCCGAACGAUAGCUACAACGGCACCUCAGACCUCGCAUAUCUUAUUGAAGUGGACAAGAAUGAGGUUACGAAUUUGAUGAAACACAUGCGGAAACAUAAAUUACGAGCGAAACUUGCGUUCCGUGCCAUGGACGAGGGCGAGCUUAAUGUUUUCAGCUUGUGGAAUGAGGAAGACGCGGGGAUUAUGGAGUACGAUUUUCAACUAGAAAAUGGAAAGUCGCCGCCUUUUACGUGUGUGGAUACACGCGCUCCUGGGUUUGGAUUCCGCUUCCUCGCGCCUGAGAAGGUCGUGAACGAGCAGCCGAUAAUGCCGGGCGAGAUGGUUGAUUUUGCUACGUAUAAUCUGCGUCGGAUUUUACAUGGCGUACCAGAGGGCCAGGGGGAGAUUAUUAGAGAAUCUGCGUUGCCGAUGGAAUGCAAUAUGGAUAUAAUGGGGGCUAUUGAUUUCCACAAGGGCUGUUACACUGGACAAGAGUUGACCAUCCGUACCCAUCAUAGAGGAGUGGUCCGCAAGAGGAUUUUGCCCGUGCAGCUCUAUGAUAUGGAUGAACCGAUCCCAGAGACUGACGUGCCAAACUACUCAUCAGAAUCUAAGUUGGUGUUACCCCCCGCUGGAUCUAAUAUAGCAAAGGUGAGUUCAAGGAAAGGUCGGAGCGCUGGAAAAUUCCUCUCUGGCGUGGGAAACAUUGGGUUAGCGCUAUGCCGAUUGGAAAUGAUGACAGAUAUCGUUUUUACGGAAGAGUCGUCGCAAUAUAACCCCGACCAGGAAUUUAAGAUAUCAUGGGAGGCUGAUGCGGAAGCAGGAGUUGAAAAGGCUGGAGAAUUGAAGGUUAAAGCGUUGGUCCCGCCAUGGACGAGGGAUUAUAUUGUUAGUGGAGGGGUGAAGAAGCCAACACCGCCACCGCAAAAGAGCGACGAAGAGGUUGCGGAAGAGUUGGAGAAGUUGGAUGCUAAGAUUAAAGAGAUUGAGCGGCAACGAGAGGAGUAA